CCGCACUGUUCUCUGUAAACCCCUCAUCAAUCCCCAUAGUUUGCAAUUCAGCAAAUAACGCCCAUCAUGACCGAACAAGUUGCCUGGGUUGGACUCGGGAAUAUGGGCCGGGGCAUGGUCCGCAACAUCGUCGAGAAAUAUCCGCUUCAAUCACCCCUCAUAAUCAACAACCGCACAUUUGCUCGCACCCAAUCCUUCGCUGCCACACUCCCAUCUUCCAAAGUCGCCCCCGUGGCCACUCUUGAAGAGGUCUCCGCAGCUUCUAUCAUAAUCACAUGCGUUGCUGACGAUGCUGCCAUCCUGGCCACCAUCGAGUCCAUCCUCUCAUAUUCCCCAUCCCCAACUCUCUUCAUAGACUGCUCUACAGUCCACCCCUCUACCACUGCUUCCAUCUCGUCUCUCGUCACAGCCGCAGGCCACAAGUUCGUCGCCAUGCCUGUCUUUGGAGCGCCAGCAAUGGCAGAUGCAGGAGCCCUCAUCUGCGUCCCGGCCGGCCCGCGCUCCUCUGUCAAGCUCGCCCUCCCCAUUGCCCACGCCGUUGGCCGUGCCGUCAUCGACCUCUCCGAUAAGCCCUACGAGUCUGCGUCGACUCUCAAGAUCAUCGGGAACACCUUCAUUGUCAACAUGGUCGAACAGCUCUCAGAGGGUCACGUGCUGGCUGAGAAGUCGGGGCUGGGAUCUGAGCAGCUACAUAAAUUCAUCGAGGCGAUCUUUCCAGGUGUCUAUACAGACUAUUCAAACCGCAUGAUGACUGGCGUAUACUACACGCGCGAGGAGCCUCUGUUUGCCGUUGAUUUAGCGAGGAAGGAUGCGAGGCAUGCGAUGAACCUGGCGGAAACGGCAGGAACUCGGUUAGAGAAUGUAGAGACAGCGGAUAGGCAUUUGGUGAAGGUGAAGGAGUAUAGCGGGGAGAAGGGGGAUAUAGCGGCGAUUUAUGGCGCUGUGAGACAAGAGGCAGGGUUGCCUUUCGAGAAUCAGAAGAAGGGGGAGUAGAGACGCUGGUGUGAAUGCGGCAUGAUAACUACUAAGACCAAUUGUAGUUUCAACAACCAUGAAAGGGCGCUACGAUUUAGAUACCUUAGAAAUAUGCUAGGAAACAGAGCGCUUGUUGUUGAGUCCACUUCGUCGGUAGAUGACUAAAUUUGAAAGCAACUGAGUUAUCUCGUGCACCCAGAUAAUUAGGGAUAGGACUCUAUAUGCAACCACCAUAGGGGCUCAAAGUGGCUUAUAAACCCUACUGUUUCUUAAUUUUUUCAUAGCAAC
This is a messenger RNA of Pseudogymnoascus verrucosus, 1263 nucleotides long. RefSeq lists its product as uncharacterized. The transcript has 2 exons. The coding region runs from base 67 to 993 and encodes 308 amino acids. Lineage: Eukaryota; Fungi; Ascomycota; Leotiomycetes; Thelebolales; Thelebolaceae. Gene Ontology annotation, molecular function: NADP binding; NAD binding; oxidoreductase activity, acting on the CH-OH group of donors, NAD or NADP as acceptor. The record is from RefSeq and is a predicted model, not a curated record.